Messenger RNA from Trichomonas vaginalis G3, 678 nucleotides. RefSeq names its product ankyrin repeat protein family. The record is from RefSeq and is a predicted model, not a curated record. The transcript has a single exon. The coding region runs from base 1 to 678 and encodes 225 amino acids. Gene Ontology annotation, molecular function: protein binding. Lineage: Eukaryota; Parabasalia; Trichomonadida; Trichomonadidae.
AUGAUUUUAAAUGCAUGUAAUGAAGGACUUUGGAAAAUAACAACAAAAGAUAAUAAAAAUGUACUUCAUGUUGCAAGCGAAAAAGGAAAUCUUCGACUUAUCAAAUCUCUCAUCGAAUGUGAUUGCGAUAAAGAUACAAAGGAUAGUUCUGGACAAACUCCACUCAUGUUUGCAUCAGUAAAUGGUCAUCUUGAAGUUGUUAAAUAUCUUAUCUCAGUUGGAGCUAAUAAAGAAGCAAAGAAUAAUAAAGGAUCUACUCCACUCAUUUAUGCAUCAACGGGUGGUCAUCUUGAAGUUGUUGAAUAUCUUAUCUCUGUUGGUGCUGAUAAAGAAGCAAAGAAUAAUGAUGGAUCUACUCCACUCAUUUAUGCAUCAAGAGAAGGUCAUAUUGAAGUUGUUAAAUAUCUUAUCUCAAUUAGAGCGAAUAAAGAAACACAGAAUUAUACAGGAUCUACUCCACUCAUUUCUGCAUCAGAAAGAGGUCAUCUUGAAGUUGUUCAAUACCUUAUCUCAGAUGGAUGUAAUAAAGAAGCAAAGAAUAAUGAUGGGUGGACUCCACUCAUUUUUGCCUCAGAAAGAGGUCAUCUUGAAGUUGUUAAAUACCUUAUCUCAGUUGGAUGUAAUAAAGAUGCAAAGACUAAAAAAAGGAUCUACUCCACUCAUUUUUGCAUCACAUAA